This is a messenger RNA of Micromonas pusilla CCMP1545, 1269 nucleotides long. RefSeq lists its product as uncharacterized. The coding region runs from base 760 to 1269 and encodes 169 amino acids. The record is from RefSeq and is a predicted model, not a curated record. Lineage: Eukaryota; Viridiplantae; Chlorophyta; Mamiellophyceae; Mamiellales; Mamiellaceae. The transcript has a single exon.
GAGCCAGCACUUACCAUACUGGAUUAGGAGGAUCGUCUCAAAGUUGGUUUGUUGACACAUAUCGAAUACAUGGCAUAGAGUUUGACCGGAUAAUUGGUUGGGAGGCCAACCUAACCGAUCCUAGGGUGCAGUGGAGUUCUACUCCACCUGACGUCAAACAGAAGACAAGCUGGUAUAAUAUCCCAAUAACUGCAAUCGUAGGUGAUGCAGACAACCCACUUACCUAUAUCAAAUCGUUGACCGAAGCCGAUGACUUCGUGGUAUUCAAGUUAGACAUCGAUUCCCCAGAACUAGAAAUCGCAAUUGUGCAACAGUUCAUGGAAGACCCUGAAUUAUUGAGCCUCGUCGACGAGUUUUAUUUUGAACAUCAUGUCACUGGAAGUCCGAUGCAACACUUUGGCUGGGGCAACCUAUCGGACAGUCUGACCGCAGUGCCUUUAAAUAGCAUCACGGACAGUUAUGAUAUUUUCACUUAUCUACGCAGGCACGGUGUACGGGCACACUCUUGGGUCUAAGAAGAAUUAUUUUAUAUUAGACGCAGAUGGCAGCGAUAUGAAAAGGUUCUAACAUCAUGGUAACUCGCACAGUUCGUGCAAUAAUAUAGCUCACGUUAAUCGACAAGCGCAUCAGAAUGGCGGCAACUGCUACCUUCGUGCGAAUUAGUCUUACACGACGGCGCCCGGGCGUUUUAGUGCAGCGCGCGACCUCCACACGCAGUUCGGGCGUUUGUACUAUGAAAACAGCCACCCGGCACACGCCAUGAAAACAUCUCGAGUGGCGUGUUGCCGGCUUCUAAUCGCAACGAACGCUUUCUGGAUAUGGGUGAUCUAUGUUCACCUAUGUAAGUCAGUUGGCGGUGAAUCGAACACUGCGAAUAUUCGUUCGAGAUAUGCAAAUUUCGCUAGAUCGGAUUCCAGCUUUCACGAAAUAGCAAGUAACUUCGGAACUGACAAGGUAAAUCCGCAUCACUAUCACUUGGCGUACGAUAAACACUUGACUCCGAUUCGGCACUCGCGCGUCAAAUUUCUGGAGAUCGGACUGGGUUGUGAUAUGGCUUACGGGGCAGGGCGCUCUGCACAAGUAUGGAAGACGUUUUUCUCCAGUCCACAAGCUGAAAUAUGGCAGGCAGAUGUCGACGUGGGAUGCGUACAGAAAUGGAGCAAUAUGCUUGGUGAUCGAGUUCUGGUUGGCGACCAAGGGAAUUUGACGACCCUGAAAAAAUGGGUUUCCGAAUGUCGCGCCUUCAUGAUACUGUGUAUUUACCCAUGA